UGACCUAUUGCGCAGGCGCACUGGGUUGUGUGUGCAGGGUGGGAAAUUUCGUUGACAAUGUGUGCAGGCAUGUUUUGCAUCACGAUUUGGCGAUUUUAUGCUGUGUAAACGCGAAUCGGUGUUGACUACGUUCCUUCGUUCGUCUAUAGAUUCCAGAAAAAGUAUUUACCAAGGGAGCGACAAGAGAGUAACAGUAUGAAGAUUGCGGUGGAGGGCUGUUGCCAUGGCGAGCUAGACAAGAUCUACGAGACCAUCGCCUACUUGGAGAAGAAGGAAGCCCUCAAGGUCGAUCUGCUGCUUUGCUGCGGGGACUUUCAGGCCGUGAGGAAUGAAGGCGACCUCAAGUGCAUGGCGGUGCCUGCCAAGUACAGAACCAUGCAGACUUUUUAUAAGUACUAUUCUGGAGAGAAGAAGGCUCCAAUUCUAACUGUCUUCAUCGGAGGUAACCACGAGGCCUCCAAUCACCUACAGGAGCUGCCUUACGGUGGCUGGGUGGCCCCCAAUAUUUAUUAUUUGGGUUAUGCCGGCGUUGUCCGUUACAAAGGGAUCCGAAUCGGAGGCAUGUCCGGCAUCUUCAAAUCACAUGACUACAGAAGAGGUCACCAUGAAUUCCCUCCAUACAACCCUGAAACCCUGAGAAGUGUCUAUCACGUCCGAAAUAUUGAGGUGUUCAAGUUAAAGCAGAUCCGCAUGCCAGUCGAUAUUUUCAUGAGCCAUGACUGGCCCCGUGGGAUCUACCACCACGGCCACACUGAGGAGUUGUUACGGAAGAAAAAGUUUCUGCGUCAAGAAGUGGAGUCCAACUCUUUGGGCAGCCCAGCAGCUGCCGAGCUUCUGGACCACCUCCAGCCCAGCUACUGGUUCUCGGCACAUCUUCACGUCAAAUUUGCUGCCCUCAAGCAACAUCUGCCUAAAGCCAACACCACGCCGCGCGUCACUAAAUUCCUGUCGCUGGAUAAAUGUCUGCCCUAUCGGCAGUUCCUGCAGAUUGUGGACAUUCCAGAUAGGGACACUUCAUCCGAGGGUCUGGAAUAUGACCCAGAGUGGCUCGCUAUUCUGAAAGCCACCAACCAUCUGCAGAGGACCACUCAUCAUCCCUGGAACCCCCCUGAGAACAACGGCCUGCAUGAACGGUGGGACUUUAGCAUAUCAGAAGAAGCAAUGAUGAAGGUGAUGGAGGAGCUCAGCGGCGAGCUCGCCAUCCCAGACAACUUUAGUCAUACCGUGUCCGCUUAUGACCCCGGAAACCCACAGCCCCACUCGGCCCCCAGCUACAACACCAACCCCCAGACCACCGUGCUGUGCUCCACUUUAGGUCUCACGGACAUCUACACCCAGGUGGGGCAAAGCGACGACACAAAGGGGACUCAGGGUGGAGAGGAGGAAGAUGAUUCUCUGGAAGAUGAUGAGCCCAGCGAGUACCCGACGGACACCUCAGGCAUGUCAAGCUCGUUUAAUCCAGAUGAGAUCACCAUAGAGGACGAAUGGGAGGAAGAGCUUGAUAGCGACUCUGAUCCAAAACCCCCUGGCGGGGAUGUUACCCACACACCCCGCAUGGUUCUUCCCCCGCCCAAAUUGGAGGCUUCCCCCAUUCCUAUGUCUCCCCUCAUUGACCUAUCACCCCCCUGCCACUCCACACCUACAACCACCCAGUCCAACUCUGGGCUAGAGUUGGACAAAGAGGGCGAGGAGGCAGAUCCUGCAGGAACACGCGCCCCCAAACGCACCAGCAUCGAGGCUGGGGGUAAUGGAAGUGUAACCACGAUGCCACGCAUCAAACGCAGGAACCAAAUCAUCUAUGCCACAGUGGAAGACGAGUGUAAUGAUGAUUAGAUAUCCUCCUUUAUUUUUCUAUUUAUGCAUUUCUUCUGCAUUUUUAACAUAGAGGACAAAUUAUUUUUCCUCUUUUUUAAAAUAUAUUUUAUAUACUAUUUUUAGAAACAGGAUUUGAGUUCAUUGUAGUUUUUUGGUAAAUGUGAUUUUUCAAGACAGCAGGGAUUAUCAUUGGUUGUAUUUUUAAUUUUUUUUUUUUGCCAAAAGGGGGAAAAAUAAUGAUUUAGCUUUAUACAAUCUAUUAAUUCCUUGUUGUAUUUCAUAUUGUUUUGAUGAGCACAGGCGUAUUAAACAUUUUACAUUUUUGUUUAAAAAUGUUCAAUUUUAAAAGACAGGAUUUUUAUUUUUGGGGGAUUAUUUGCUCAUUCUGAAAAAAACAAAUCUCCACUUUCAUUUUUUUUAAAUUUUCACUUUAUUUAAAAUACAUUAACAUCUUUAAAAGGCAAACCUUUACAAAUGUUUUCUGAGUGUGUGACUACAUUUCAGUGUUUUGAGAGACAGCCUGUGAAUUCACGGCAAGUUAACAAUUUAGAUUGAACAUGGGACAUUCCUUUUAAAAUUUUCAUCAAAUUAGGUUGCAAUGUAUUACAUUUGUCAUAGUGUAGUGUAAAGAAAAUGUAUGUAGGGAGUACGCAGGUGCAAAGUGUUGUACUGUAUCAUCUUAAGCAAACAAAGUAGGAUCAAGAAGGCCAGCCAGGCUGUAACACAUUUAACUUUUUAUUUUACACAUUUCCUCAUAUUUCUUCCUUGGUUGCUUUGUAGUAUUUUUAGGCAAUCAGAUAGGGCUCGAGCUGAAAUGAUGCAAGGCUGAAUAUUCACAAUUAGUGUCCUUCGCUGUAUUAUUCCUCAGUUAACAGCUUAACGUCCUCUUCCUCCUCCUUGACAACUGCUUGAUUCACUGAUGACGAAUAGAAGCUGGCUGAGGGAGAUAGGAUGCUUUAGGAUGACUGCCGUGGUUGUGGAUGGUAAUGGUGGUCACAUGGGAGGGAAAACGGGGGGGAAGGUGGUCUAGUUCCCACCGCAGCAGGCUCUGGUAGAGUGGGCGUCCGGGUCCUGGAGAUUGACUCCCCGAUGUCGUGCCGCAUGUGUUGGGUUCUGGGUGUCUGUUUUUGGCAUCUUUUUGGCUGCAAAAUAUUAGAGCAAGAGUACAAGGAUUAUGCAAAUCAAGGAGGUGCAGAGCUUGUUUCAAUAGUAAUUGAACCUGCAUGCAAAAAUAACACCAAGUAAUAACUUUUUUCCAUCCAUUAUAAAACGCAAGGAUUAAAAAAAAAAAAGCUUACAACUUGUGUUGCCUACUAUAAAGUACAGGAAU
Molecule: messenger RNA, 3145 nt
Organism: Doryrhamphus excisus (bluestripe pipefish)
Lineage: Eukaryota; Metazoa; Chordata; Actinopteri; Syngnathiformes; Syngnathidae
Gene: dbr1
Product: debranching RNA lariats 1
Biological process (GO): mRNA splicing, via spliceosome
Cellular component (GO): nucleus
Molecular function (GO): RNA lariat debranching enzyme activity
Source: RefSeq, a predicted model, not a curated record